AGGGAUCCAGGGUGUUAUGGGAACUGAGCAUUCAAAGAACGAGGGCCAAAGGAGCAUGGUUUUUCUGAGGAAAGGUCCAAAGUUGCCUGCAUGGGAAGAUGCUCUUCUCUCAGGGAAAGAGCCCAAGUCACUGCUGAAACGGGGAUUGCGUUAUGUCAGCUUGAGCCUCAUAAUGAAAGGGAUGACCAGCACGCCUGAAUUCUUGUGGGGACUCCCUGAGGUACAGAAACUGAACCUUUCACGUAACCAGCUGGUGGUGAUUCCUCCUUCACUGGGGAAACUGGACAGGCUUGUAGUGCUGAACUUGAGUGGCAACUGCCUCAAGUUUCUGCCUAAAGAGAUUGGGUUGCUGAGGAACCUGAAGGUCUUGUUCGUCAAUAUGAAUUGCCUGACAGAAGUGCCAGCAGAGCUCAGCUUGUGCAGAAAGCUGGAGGUUUUGAGCCUCUCACACAACUACAUCUCACAACUGCCUUUGAGCUUCACCGACCUGACAAGUUUGAGGAAACUGAACCUCAGUAACAACCGCUUUGUGCAAAUUCCGCUCUGCAUUUUUGCACUGAGAAGCUUAGACUUCUUGCACCUAGGGUCCAACAGGCUUGAAAACAUUGCAGAGAGUGUCCAGUAUCUGGUCAAUCUGCAAAUCUUUAUUGUAGAGAAUAACAACAUACGCACCCUUCCACGGUCUCUCUGCUUCAUCACUGCUCUGGAGUUACUAAAUGUUGAUUACAAUGCCAUACAAACUCUCCCGGAUGAGCUCUACCUGCUGCGCCGGCUGCCACGCAUCGCAUGGAACCCAAUGGACAAAGGCCUCCACAUCGCCCACAACCCCUUGUCCCGACCCCUGCCUGAGGUCGUUGAGGGGGGGCUGGAUGUCCUCUUCAACUACCUCAGGCAGAAAAAGGAGAACAACUGAGUUUCUGCUGAUCUUGGGAUUAAACCUGUCAUCAAGACUAAGUUAUAUCAGAGCGCUUUCCUGCACAGGCAUUUCCACUUCAUAAUGCUUGGAUUUCGAAGACUGUGGAACUUAGUCACGGUUGGAGGAAAGCAAGUAAAGUAUGAUGGUCUUGAUUAAGUGUGUGAAGAGUAAACUUUCUAAAAAUAGCCACCUCUGUAACCUUCAGUGUUAGUGGGCUUGGGAUUUAUUAGGAAAACACUCAACAAACUUGUGAUAAAAUGUUUGCUCUUCGUUUGACAGGAACGAAUAAGGCAGACUGCUAGAAGUGCAGAGACGUGUAUUUGCCAGCUAUUAGGUUAAAGGAAUAUUAAUAUGAAUUGCAUUACUAUAUGUGAUUGCAGUUGCACUUUAACUCCAGUUCACUUCUUCAUACACAGAUAAACCGCUACAUAAACAAACACUGCUAUCUAAGUGAAUCUCGAGAAAAAUUUUUAAUUUACUUUUGGCAGUGAAUAUAUCCUGAGCUAUAUUAGCUCACAGGCAGUAUAUUACCGGCCAGUUCAAUACCAUUUGUUUACCCCACAGCUGUGCACUGGCCUCUAUAAAUUACAGGUGAAGAUUGCUGUCAAUGAGGUGAUUUCCCAGUUCUUUGGAAGAAGACCCCAAAGUUCCCCAAAGCCUCCAGUUACCCUCCUGAGACACACAGCCUUUCCUGCAAAGCCUCCUAGGAUACCAACAGCAGUGCGACACAUCAGCCAGGAGCAGCAUCCACAGAAAGCAGAGAAACCUU
Messenger RNA from Athene cunicularia (burrowing owl), 1685 nucleotides. It is a transcript of the gene LRRC30, whose product is annotated as leucine rich repeat containing 30. Lineage: Eukaryota; Metazoa; Chordata; Aves; Strigiformes; Strigidae. Gene Ontology annotation, molecular function: protein binding. The record is from RefSeq and is a predicted model, not a curated record. The transcript has a single exon. Bases 17 to 913 code for a protein of 298 amino acids.